AUGGCCUACGGUCCCUUGGCGCAAUGCGCCUUCAUGUCGGGCCCGUCCCCCUUCAAGAAAAAGGCACCGCCCAGCAAUGAGAAGAAGACCUUCAAGGACAUGUUGCCGCCAUGGAAGCCUCCAGAUCGAUGCGAAGCACCUCCACCAGGUUCUUUCAUGCUGUAUUGCUUCGACAUGGAAGAAGUGAAGUCUGACGCGAGCGCUGCCAGCCGAUCCCUUCCGUUGGAUGAAAUGUCAGCCGUCGUGUUUGGCUCCUCCCAAGAUGUGGAUGGCAUGGUCUAUGAUGGCAACAAAGGUGUCAGGCCAGAGCAUGCGGCCAUCUAUUACAUGAAAAGCCGAUGGUUCCUCAAGGCCGUGAAUGGACCCGUCACGGUUGAGAGUAUGACUUUGCACCCCCAUCUCAAAGACUCCGAUGGCAAGCCGCCCAAGCGCUACACGUCGGCCGUGACCAAAAAGAUGGAGACGAUUGAGCCCAUGGAUGCCAAAAGGAAACUUACCAGAGAGUUCUGCGUGUUUCGCCUCGGUGACUCAGAUCGUCGAUUCUGGAUCGGUGGACCGCUGCCGGUAGGGGAUGGAGAAACGGAGGAGGCCGGUAGCGGUGCCGGGAAUGCCCCGGAAAGCCGGGCUGAGCGCAAGAAGGACCGAAAGGAGCGAGAGAAAGAGCGCGAUCGCAGGGAGGAUCGCGACAGGGAGCGCUCACGCUCCCCUCGCAGCCGCAGCCGCAAGCGAAGGCGCUGA
Symbiodinium sp. CCMP2456 is the source of this 738-nucleotide messenger RNA. The record is from the annotation of a GenBank genome assembly. Lineage: Eukaryota; Dinophyceae; Suessiales; Symbiodiniaceae.